This is a messenger RNA of Bradysia coprophila, 1047 nucleotides long. RefSeq names its product phenylalanine--tRNA ligase alpha subunit (gene alpha-PheRS). Gene Ontology annotation, molecular function: ATP binding; phenylalanine-tRNA ligase activity; tRNA binding. NCBI's taxonomy places the organism in Eukaryota, Metazoa, Arthropoda, Insecta, Diptera, Sciaridae. Gene Ontology annotation, biological process: phenylalanyl-tRNA aminoacylation. The record is from RefSeq and is a predicted model, not a curated record. Gene Ontology annotation, cellular component: cytosol; cytoplasm; phenylalanine-tRNA ligase complex.
UAAAAUGAUGCAAUUUGUAUCGUCUAGACUUCACCGAAUGCGAAAAUUGGAUUUAGCAAGGCGAUGUCGCAUGGUUGGUGCUAUGUGGACAAAUCUGGAGGGAAGCCGUUAGUUAAAAGGAAAGUUGAUACGAUCACUGAUGUAGUUCAGGAGCAUCUAAUGUCCAUAAACAAAGGACUUGGUCAAGACAUUCCCGACAACGUUCGCAACGAGUACAAAAAACGGAAAUUGUUGCAAGAAGUUGUGACCAAAAGUUUCAUCAUUUCAAAGGGUCCCGAAUUCAGUACAACGCUCAAGAAAUUGGAAACUGAUUUGACCGUUGAAAUGUUGGCGAACGGACAGUGGGCAGACUUAAAGUUCAAAGCUUACAAUUUUGAUGCGUUGGGUGUGCCACCGGAAUGUGGUCAAUUACAUCCGUUGCUAAAAGUUCGGACCGAAUUCCGUCAGAUUUUCUUGGAAAUGGGAUUCUCGGAAAUGCCCACGAACAAUUAUGUGGAAUCGUCUUUCUGGAAUUUCGACGCCCUGUUCCAGCCGCAACAACAUCCAGCUAGAGAUGCUCAUGACACAUUCUUCGUUGAUUAUCCCAGCAAAAGCUACAAGUUCCCCGAAGAGUAUUUGGAACGCGUGAAAACAGUUCAUUCGAAAGGCGGCUUCGGAUCGCAAGGCUAUGGAUAUGAUUGGAAGAUAGAAGAGGCUCAGAAGAAUUUGUUGCGGACACAUACCACAGCCGUUAGUGCGAGAAUGUUGUAUAAACUUGCCAAUCAGCCGGGCGGUUUCAAGCCUGCAAAAUACUUUAGUAUCGACAAAGUCUUUCGCAAUGAGACGUUAGAUGCUACACACUUGGCUGAAUUCCAUCAGGUAGAAGGUGUCAUCGCUGAUGUCAAUCUAUCGCUGGGCGAAUUGAUCGGAACAUUCUCUGAAUUCUUCAAGAAACUGGGCAUCACCCAACUGGAAUUUAAGCCAGCGUACAAUCCAUACACUGAACCCAGUAUGGAGAUAUUCUGUUUCCAUCCGGGACUGAAACGAUGGAUAGAGGUCAGUACAGAA